AUGGUUAGUAGCGAAGUUAGUACGUUACAACAAAAGAUUGGAGAAUAUCAUAUUGUGGGCCGUGCUGCGCCCACCAAGAAAAAUCCCAAACCAAAUAUAUUUCGGAUGGUCUUAUUUGCCAAAAAUCAUGUCCUGGCUAAAUCUCGCUUCUGGUACUUUAUGAAUAAGUACAAUAAGGCUAAAAGGUCAGGAGGGGAGAUUCUUGCCUGCAACAAAAUCAACGAACGUAGACCUGGGGCAGUGAAGAAUUAUGGUGUGCUGAUACGAUACGACAGUAGAACUGGGACUCAUAAUAUGUAUAAAGAGUACCGAGAUGUUUCCAAAUCAGGGGCUAUUUCACAAAUGUAUAGCGAGAUGGCUGGUAGACAUAGAGCGCGAUCAAACUGCAUUCAUAUCAUCAGGAUACAGGAAAUCGAACCCAGUAAGUGCGUCAGAUCUCAUAUGAUUGAGUUGUUGAAGAAAAAGUUGCGUUUCCCAGCCGUGAGAAAUAUGUCUAAACUAAAUCGUCGUUUCAGACACACUUUUAUGGUCAAAGCACCCACCACAUUUUAA
Molecule: messenger RNA, 552 nt
Organism: Babesia microti strain RI
Lineage: Eukaryota; Apicomplexa; Aconoidasida; Piroplasmida; Babesiidae
Product: large subunit ribosomal protein L18Ae
Exons: 3
Coding region: 1-552 (183 amino acids)
Biological process (GO): translation
Cellular component (GO): cytosolic large ribosomal subunit; ribosome
Molecular function (GO): structural constituent of ribosome
Source: RefSeq, a predicted model, not a curated record